CUUAAAAGUAAACUCAUUACACGAGAGCCAAAUUCCCAGUUCCAAGAACAAUGUCAUUUAAGAAACUACUUUUCGUGUGCAUGGGCAACUCUUGCAGCUCCCCGAUGGCGGAGACCAUCAUGCAGAAUCUAAUGGUGAAGACCAGUCUGUACUGGGAGGUCGAUAGUGCCGCAUUACGCACCUGGAACAUCGGAAGACGACCAAAUGCACAAUGCCUGCGCGUUUUGCGAGAGCACGGACUGCGCUCAGAUCACUUUUGCCGGCUGUUGUCGAUUCAGGAUUUUUACUACUUUGAUUACAUCAUAACCAUGAACAUGCACGUACACAAGGAGUUGCUCGUCUGGAUGGAUGCCAAUCACGUCGACAGAUCCUCCCAGGUGCUCAUGCUUGACUCUUUCGGGCCGAAUGGCAAGUCGCUCAUCAGUCUAACGCCGGCACAUAAGAUGAAAUCCUUUCGGAAUGCCUACUAUCACAUCAAGGAGUGUUGCAAGAAGCUCAUCAUCGAUCAGCAAGUAAAAAUUGUGCAGUAUCAUUUGCCCAGCUCCGAUGACGAAGAUGAGCGUAAAUAUCAAAUGAUGAGCCAAACACAAACUGUGGACUCCAGUGAGAGUCCCGAGUCUUUAAAUAUCGAAUGCAAGAAACAGUUUCCCUCAAGGAGCUCCUUCAACAUUUCAUGUUCAUUAUGUUCGGUGCCUAAGUCACAUCAGAAAAAGCUCUGCCAAAAGUGUGGCCAGAAAUUCUUGGCAAAGCUCUAAAUAGACGCAAAACACAAAUGGUAAUACGACAUUGAAAGACGAGUACAAAUAAUAGCCCUAUUGCACAAGUUUUGUUAAUAAAAAGAAAAACCAAAGCUGACUUUAAUCUGACAAUUGUCAGAUUUUGUUCAUAGUUUUGCAUAUUUUAUUGAUCUA
Messenger RNA from Drosophila grimshawi, 911 nucleotides. RefSeq names its product low molecular weight phosphotyrosine protein phosphatase. The coding region runs from base 51 to 755 and encodes 234 amino acids. The record is from RefSeq and is a predicted model, not a curated record. Gene Ontology annotation, biological process: protein dephosphorylation. The transcript is spliced from 4 exons. NCBI's taxonomy places the organism in Eukaryota, Metazoa, Arthropoda, Insecta, Diptera, Drosophilidae. Gene Ontology annotation, molecular function: protein tyrosine phosphatase activity.